AGGGUUACACCGUUUUUUUUUCAUUCUCGCUGACAUUUCCACACCGUACGGGAUUCAAACGUGACACAAUCUGGACUCAUGAGAUCGUUUUAAUUAAUUCCAGCGCAAGGGCUUGAAACAGCAGGAUAUUGAUCAGAAGUCGGAAAUAUUCCGGGAAUUUCCUUCCAGAUAAGAGGUACGCUGGGAAAACGUAUAUAUUUUUUGGACGAAGAAACUACCAUUGGACAGUCAUUGUUUAUUUCCAAGUUUCACUGUUUUGCUCGGAAGGGCUCAGGCGGUGGAGCAGAAUGCCUCAAAAAGGAAUGAUCUAAAUAGUCAGACGCAAAUGAAGGGCUAAAUUGUUAUAAACGGACAGUCAACUCUGUUACCAGAAUACCAUAACCAACCCACGUGGGAAUCAGGAGUGGCGUCCAUGAUGCAAAACAGUCACAGUGGCGUCAACCAGCUUGGCGGGGUGUUUGUGAACGGCAGACCGUUACCGGACUCCACCAGACAGAAGAUCGUCGAACUCGCACACAGCGGAGCGCGACCCUGCGACAUCUCCAGGAUUUUGCAGACCCAUGAUGAUGCAAAAGUCCAACUGGACAAUAAGAACGUGUCGAAUGGGUGCGUGAGCAAGAUUCUGGGGAGGUAUUAUGAGACGGGCUCCAUCCGACCGCGAGCCAUCGGAGGCAGCAAGCCCAGAGUAGCGACGCCUGAAGUGGUGGGCAAAAUCGCACAGUACAAGAGGGAGUGUCCAUCUAUAUUUGCCUGGGAGAUUCGGGACAGGCUGCUGUCGGAGGGUGUGUGCACCAACGAUAACAUACCGAGCGUGUCGUCGAUAAACCGAGUGCUACGCAACCUGGCUAGCGAAAAGCAACAGAUGGGUGCAGAUGGCAUGUACGACAAGCUGAGAAUGCUCAACGGGCAGAGCGGCACGUGGGGGACUCGUCCGGGAUGGUACCCUGGUACGUCUGUGCCAGGACAACCAAAUCAAGACGGUUGCCAGCAACAGGACAACGGUGGUGAAAACACAAACUCCAUCAGCUCAAACGGCGAGGACUCAGACGAGACUCAAAUGCGUCUGCAGCUGAAAAGAAAACUGCAGAGAAACAGAACGUCCUUCACGCAGGAGCAGAUCGAGGCACUUGAGAAAGAGUUUGAAAGAACACACUAUCCAGACGUUUUCGCAAGAGAGAGACUUGCGGCAAAAAUUGACCUCCCGGAAGCAAGAAUACAGGUCUGGUUUUCAAACAGAAGAGCCAAGUGGAGGAGAGAGGAGAAACUGAGGAACCAGAGACGACAAGCCAGCAACUCCUCCAGUCACAUUCCCAUCAGCAGCAGCUUCAACACCAGCGUCUAUCAGGCCAUCCCACAACCCACCACACCUGUGUCCUUCACGACAGGCUCAAUGCUGGGCCGACCAGACACAGCUCUGACCAACACAUACACGGGUUUACCCCCAAUGCCCAGCUUCACUAUGGCCAACAACCUGCCUAUGCAACCAAGCCAGACAUCUUCCUAUUCCUGCAUGCUGCCCAGCAGUCCGUCAGUGAACGGGCGAAGCUUCGACACUUACACCCCCCCUCACAUGCAGGCACACAUGAACAGCCAAACUAUGGCCACUUCUGGCACCGCUUCCACAGGACUCAUCUCUCCUGGAGUGUCUGUCCCUGUCCAAGUCCCCGGAACUGAGCCUGACAUGUCUCAAUACUGGUCAAGAUUACAGUAAAGAAAAGAGCUACUUCGCCCUUUGACUUGAGCGCACAGAGACUGAGCGAGAAGCUGGACGCGUCUGCACAGUAUUUCCGCACACAGACUCAAACAAACUGUCAUGAGGAUGAGGCGCGAGCUCUUUUCACACUCCCAGAACUUCUAAAAAAAAAAAGAAAAAAUGGAGAGACUUUAAUGGAACAAAAACAAGCGACCUCUGCGACAUCCACAUUUUUCCAACUCAUUUUUUUUUGUACUUGUACAUCAGCAUUUAUAUGUAAAGAGAGCAGCCCAUAAAAUACACUGGUGUCCUCUAAUAUUGGCACCCUUGGUAAAUAUGAGCAGUCUAUGAUAAAUAGUCUUUGUUGUUAAACCUUUUGUCCAUUUUGUUCAAAAUAUGAACAAAAAAUAUCUCAUUGUAAACCGUUUUAUCACGUGCAAAAUUAUUGGCACCUCUCAACACUUAUUUUUUUUUAUUUUUUUUU
This is a messenger RNA of Danio rerio (zebrafish), 2177 nucleotides long. Lineage: Eukaryota; Metazoa; Chordata; Actinopteri; Cypriniformes; Danionidae. The record is from RefSeq and is a predicted model, not a curated record.